AUGGCAGACGUGCGGCCGCCACCCCUCCGCAGCCUGGAUGAUUUUCUCCUAUGCUCGGCGCGGUUCGCCGUGCCCGACGUCCGCGACCUAGAGCGCUGGAACAACCGCAUCAUUAACAACCUGCUGUACUACCAGAGCAAUUAUCUCCUGUCCGCGCUGGGCUUCCUGCUCAUAGUGGGGUAUUUCCAGCCCUUCCAGCUGUUUGUUGGGGCGAUGGUGGUCACCUUGUUGUUCCUUGGUUUUGUGUGGGCUGCCGAGAACCAAGCUCCCAUUCGCCGUUUCCGUAGAAACCACCCAUCAGUCUGUGUUUUGGCCAUUCUUUUGGCCAGCUACCUCUUCAUUAUGGUGCUGGGUGGUGUGGCUGUGUUCCUGUUUGGGAUAGCCUUCCCUAUACUGAUGGUUCUGCUCCAUGCGUCAGUGAGACUGCGCAGCCUGAAGAACAAGCUGGAGAAUAAACUGGAGAGCAUCGGUUUGAAGAGGACACCCAUGGGACUCCUGUUAGAGGCCCUGGGACAGGAACAGGAAGCUGGGUCCUAGAGAGGAAGAAGAGGCGGAGAAGGUGUGCAGGGGUGGUGGAUGGGUUGGGUCCAAUCACAGGGAAACAAAAAAAAGAAAUAGAGUUGAAGUGAGUGGGAAAUAGGAUGGAGAGAGGAAAAACAUAGGAGGAGAAUUACUGCCAGACAAGAACAGAAAUAAACAGAGAGAACAAGUAGAUAAAAAGAGUCACAGAACAAAAAGGGGCGGUUUGUUUUACUUAAAAGAGCUAAUGAUGAGUCAGCGGUGAAGGAUGAGACCUGUGGUCCAAUAGGAAAAGAUGUUUAAAUCAUCCCUGAUUGUUUCUUGCCAAACCUUGCACUUUAAGGAUGUCUAGUUUUGUUUAAUUCAUGUUGACAUGACAGCGUUGUGUGUUACACUUCAUAUGAGUGCAGUACUGGAGGCAGUGUGUGGACUGUAUUCUGUUUCUGUUGAGCGUGGUCACACUGAGGCCUGAUACGACAGAUUAGUAGAUCUUGAGAUAUUAAUGCUUUUUCUCUUAAAGUUCUACGUUUAUUCCACAAUUUUCUUGCAAAGUUAUUGCUGUGUUUUAAAAUAUUAUAAAAAUGUAGCUUUAGUCUUGAGAUAUUCAUCUUUUCUUGUAAAAUUAUGACUAUUCUAUUCUUAUGUUGCAACUUGAGUCUUGUAACACCACGACUCUCUCGAAAUAUUUUCAAAAUAGUUGGACUUUAUUCCUGAAGUCUCAGAUUUAUUCGUCGCAGCGGCCUCAGUAAGUCCACAUCCUGCUGCGUGACCAUCCACAGCGUCUCAGUUCACACUUCACAUGCACAACAAUGGAAAACCAAAGUAUUGUAAUACUAACAGGCUUUCCUCAUAGCAUUCUCUCAUUAUAGGUGGUGUAAAGAGAAAUAAAAUAAUAUUCACAAGGAGCAACAGGCUGACAUGCAAUACAGAAAAAGACAAGACAGCAGGUACAAUAGAACCUUCCAAAGUAUUCAACAGGUCCAAUAUGGCUACAGGCUUUAAAACUCAACACACAGCAAGAAGCAUCAGAAAUAAUUGAAAUGAUCUCAAUCCGUUGUGCUUGCACAGCUCAGUGAUCCUCAGUGAUGAGAUGGACAUUUUUAGCAGAGCAGAUGGAGGUGAUACGGUAUCAUUACUAGACCUGCAUUUGAAAUGAACUCCUCUUUCAUUUAGUGUUGACAUUAGUUUGUGUCGUAUUGAGAAGUGACUUCAAAUCCUUAAAAGAGUUCAGGGAAGUCAGAGGUUUUCUCUAUGAAGAAAAUCUGUGUUAAGCAUUAAAGAGCUGAUACAGGACCAAUGGGAGAAGAAGGAAAAUAUGAAGGAAUCAGAGAUGAGCUGGAGCAAAUCUCCUGUUUUAAAACUAAUCAUUUCAGUUACCACAUCUCUAAGCUUGAAUUUAUCCAGAAGUAAAGGCUUUAGCCACAGAGCUGCCCAUUCCAGUCCCCUCACUGCUGGGGUCAGUGGGAUCUGCCCAGUCUCCCAGUGCUGGCAACUGGGAGACGCUUUGCUGCAGCAAAUGACUCACUUGGAAUGUACCCUUAAUUCCUUUAUAACUUAAAUCCUUGUUACCACGAUAAAGUUUGUUGGUUGUUGUACCAACGUGGUGGUUUCCAGUUUUCUCCUUAUAAUGUUGCCGUUUUUAGCCACACUAGCUGCGAGGCUCUAUAAAUGGCAUUGUUGGUUGAUCGAUUGGAAUAUGGAACUGAACCACAUGACAUCCUGUUGUUACUGCCGUCCUGUUGUAAAGUUACAACAGGACUUUACAAAUACUUUGCAUUAUUACAAAUGUCAGUAUAAUUUAACAUAAUUUUGAAUGAAGUUCUCUUAUUCCCAGACCCCGAACCUUAACACAUUAAGACUUCAGACAGCGUUUACAGGUUGUCCAGUACUGGAAUAUACAGUACGUGGUCGGGUCCCUGCUUUGUAGUCCUGAUGUAGGACUUCUGUUCUUGAAGACAGAUAAAAGACACUCCUGUAUUGUUCUUAUGAACGAAGGAAAUUUUUUGAAAACACUGAAGGUUUUUGUCCUUGUAUGUCAGCCAUGUUACAGAAAAUAACUUUGUACUACAAAAACUGACUGUGCUCCACACAGUGAAGGUAUUUGAUGAAGUGAGAGAUAUUUAUAUGAUAUUGAUAUAAGCAGCCUGUUGUGGGUCGGGGUGUUUUAAACAUCUGUGCCUGGUGAAAUCUACCAUCUCUGCAUCUUGUAUUUAAGAAACUGCGUUUCCUUCUGAUUCCUCCUGACCACUGUUUUGAUUCAAGUUUGUGAAACGUACUGUGUGACCGUUUCCUCCACUCUAACAGGUUUUUUUCUGGUCAGAGUUUAAGAUGCUGACAGGCUGUGGUUUUUAUGUAUGCAUUUUGAUUAUUAACCCUGUUGUUUACUAUGAAAGACUUUGUUGGCAGCACUGCCCUGAAGAAAGAAACAGCCCUAUAAGUGGCUGAUUUAUAUUGUGUAUGUGCCAUUUGGGUUUCGACAUUUGCCUUGCAUCAUUCAUGUAUUACACAUUUUGUUGACAUACUUGUUGACAUUUCUGCAUGACUGUGCACAUUUAUCUCAUUUAACAGCUCAAGAUUAUAAAUGUUGAGCGUUGCCUUCCAUUCAGCAGCUGUUGGUUGUUGUUGAUCCACCCACACAGUGUCUUUUGCCCAUUUGCCAAAAGCUGGUAAUUAAAUUUGUUUUAAAGAUUUUUUUUUUCUAACUUAAAAUAAAAA
Messenger RNA from Toxotes jaculatrix (banded archerfish), 3234 nucleotides. RefSeq names its product PRA1 domain family, member 2 (gene praf2). The coding region runs from base 1 to 537 and encodes 178 amino acids. The transcript has 3 exons. Gene Ontology annotation, cellular component: membrane. The record is from RefSeq and is a predicted model, not a curated record. NCBI's taxonomy places the organism in Eukaryota, Metazoa, Chordata, Actinopteri, Toxotidae.